Molecule: messenger RNA, 3460 nt
Organism: Diaporthe batatas
Lineage: Eukaryota; Fungi; Ascomycota; Sordariomycetes; Diaporthales; Diaporthaceae
Exons: 1
Coding region: 152-3460 (1102 amino acids)
Biological process (GO): double-strand break repair via synthesis-dependent strand annealing; interstrand cross-link repair; replication fork reversal
Molecular function (GO): four-way junction helicase activity; 3'-5' DNA helicase activity; four-way junction DNA binding
Source: RefSeq, a predicted model, not a curated record
UCGCGGUGAGCGACAUUUACGGAACCACUAUCGCAGCAGUCACUGUCUGUAUCUGAAAUCGAGCAGGCUGGGAUAAAUACUUAAGCUGACUGUCCACUCAACCACUGAUCCGUUUCUUGGAUGACUUUCGCCGGCGGCGGGAGUACGAGCCAUGAUGGACUCCGACGACUUCGAUGACUUUGACGACGACAUCGCCGACGAGGACCUGGUCAAUGUCCUCACUCAGGCUUCCGAGAAUGCAUCUGGGAGCCAUUCGGGCACGGGUGGCAGGAAUAGUGCGAACAAGGCCCCUUCUAGGACACCACGCAGCAACUCGAAUGCAGUCAUCGAUCUGGACGGGCUAGACGAAUUCCCAUCCGACGCGAUCGACAGCUCGCCCGUACAGUCUAGAACAGCUGGGCCGUAUCACUCUUCUUUCCGCUCAACCAGGCCGACACAGGGUCAGAAAGCCAACGCGUCCCAGACUUACCGCCAGACCAACCUCUGGGGAGAUGCGGUCAGAGAAACUGAGGCUCCGCAGUCUCAGGUCCCGUCGAGAAGAGUCUACCGGGUCGACAUGCCUCCAGAAGCCCCGACUCACCAUGCUCUGGAUCAUGAGGCCCUCAAGACCUGGGUCUAUCCCACUAACCUGGGUCCGACUCGGGAUUACCAAUUCAGCAUUGUCAAAAAUGGCUUAUUCAACAAUACCCUCGUGGCUCUUCCCACAGGCCUGGGCAAAACUUUCAUCGCGGCCACCAUCAUGCUCAACUACUUUCGCUGGACAAAGAAUUCCAAGAUCAUUUUCGUGGCGCCAACCAAGCCCCUCGCUUCUCAACAGGUGGAAGCUUGCAUGAACGUGGCCGGAAUUCCCCGAUCACAAGCAACGCUCUUGACCGGCGAGAUCUCGCCAGCUCUACGUGAGGGCGAGUGGGAGAAGAGGAGGCUAUUCUUCAUGACACCACAAACCCUUCAGAACGAUCUGUCCAAGGGAUAUGCUGAUCCAAAAGCAGUGGUGCUCCUGGUCAUUGACGAGGCACACCGCGCAACUGGUGACUACGCCUACGUUAAGGUUGUGGAAUUCAUUCGACGAUUCAACCCCAGUUUCAGGAUCCUCGCUUUGACAGCCACACCAGGCUCAACAGUCGAAGGCGUGCAGGCAGUCAUUGACAGCCUGGGAAUUUCGACUGUUGAGAUUCGGAUGGAAGAGUCGAUCGAUAUUCGUCAGUAUGUCCAUUCUCGCGAAGUGGACCAGGUCAUCCUAGAGCCGUCGGAUGAAAUGCUCCAAGUGCAAGAUCUCUUCUCUAAAGCACUGAGGCCGCUGUGCAACAAACUCGCUCAGGCCAACAAGUGGGUAGCGCGAGAUCCGAUGUCGAUGACAGUGAUGGGACUACGAGAAUCGGCCAGGCAGUGGAGCCUCGGAGCAGGAAAGCACGCAAACCCAGGCACUAAAUUCAUGAUGAUAGCCAUCUUUACAAUUAUGCAGAGUCUGGCACAUGCCAUCAAGUUGCUGAACUUCCAUGGAAUCGCGCCAUUCUACCACAAAAUGAUGGACUUCAGGUCAGAGACUGAAGAGAAGGGGGCAAAAGGUUCCAAAUACAAACGGCAGAUCCUCGAGGACGCCAAUUUCCAGGAGAUGAUGGAUACAAUCGACAAGUGGCAGAGGUUGGAUGGUUUUGUUGGCCACCCAAAACUGUCAUACCUGUGCCAAAAUCUUCUGAAUCACUUCAUGGAUGCAGGCCGAGAGUCGAACACCAGGGCGAUUGUUUUCAGUGAAUACAGAGACAGCGCUGAAGAAAUCGUUCGCACUUUGAACAAGCACAAGCCCAUGAUCAAAGCCACCAUAUUCGUCGGUCAAGCAGAUUCGAAGCGAAGCGAGGGAAUGAAACAAAAGCAACAGAUAGAAACGAUCGAAAAGUUCAGGACUGGAGAAUUCAACGUCCUCGUCGCCACCUCGAUUGGGGAGGAGGGCCUGGACAUCGGCCAGGUCGACCUGAUUGUUUGCUACGAUGCUUCGGCGUCACCAAUCCGUAUGCUGCAACGUAUGGGGCGGACUGGCAGGAAACGUGCCGGAAACAUUACGCUGCUUCUGAUGAAAGGUAGAGAGGAGGAACAAUUCAGAAAAGCAAAGGACAACUAUGAAAAGAUGCAGAAAUUCAUCUGCGAAGGCACUCGGUUCAACUUUCGAGACGAUCUCUCUUCGAGGAUCAUCCCACGGGACAUCAAGCCACAAGUCGACAUGCGCAUGGUUGAAAUUCCGAUUGAAAACACCCAGAACCAGACACUGCCGGAGCCAAAACGGGCCUCCGCACCAAGGAAAAAGGCCACACAGAAAAAGUUCAAUAUGCCGGAUGGAGUCAUCACGGGGUUUGUGAAAGCUUCCAACUUUGGAAGCAACGCGUCUAAAACGAAACCUCGGCCAUGGAAGCCUAGCGAGCUUGACACGCUGGCAGAAGUGCCUUCCCUCGAGGCAGUACUUCUAGAUCCUGUCCAAACGGAUGAGUUAGACGAUACUUACCGUAACAUGCCAUCCAAACAUGCAUCGCAAGAGGAUAUCGCGGGACCUGAUCUGACCGCACAUCCUAGAGCACAGCGCAAACUUGGGCCCAAUAUCAGGCUUCAGCACGGAAGACAUACGAGACGGUGUGUGAGCCUAUUCAGAAGACUAGCCAAUUCGCAGUCGCCUGUGGACUUGUACCACCAGCCUUAUGGAGAAACCGAUCAGUCACGUUACAUCGAGCUCCCUAUUCCUGACUUCGCAGAUGAUACCGAUGGCGAGGCGGGGGGCCCUGCAGCACCCGAACCAACGUCGCAGAAGAGGGCCUUGCCUCCUAUGGAUUCAAGGAAGCCGACGGGUCCAAAGCGGAGGAAGUAUGACUCCAAAGUCAAUGGUGCACCGCGCCAGCAAUCCAAGAGUGCCACACUAGUUGAUUGUGACGCAGGAGAUGAUUUUGACAGCGAUCCCUUCGCCGAGGAAGACGAUGAAAACGACAGAUGUCAACCGCUGCCUAAGAGACUAGCAUCGAGGUCCAAACCAAAGGCUCGAGCGGGCAAGCCCUCAGCAAGUACUGAUCUUGUCGAGGAUUACGGAGACGACUGCACCAGGACCAGCCAAUUACACGAAAUGGAUGACUCAGACGACGGUGCUGACCUGCUGGACUUUAUCGUUGGCGACGAUGAUCCGAUUUCAAGUGUGCGAGGCGGAUCGACAUCGCCGACCUCCACGCCACCGCGUCUCCCAUCGCAGAUGUCAGGGCCAAGGGGGAGGAAGGAUGCUUCGUGUGAGGUUUUGCCAACAUCGCAAAGCCAGGGUAGCGAGGACUUGCCGAGUAUGAGUCAGAUGGGUGGGCCGAAGAGGAGCAAGCGGGAGACCAGAGGACCGCUGCUGUCUGAUUCCGAUGAAGAAGACGACAUUUGGACAAAACCAGCUGCGCACAAGAGAAGGCGGCGGACUGUCCAGGCCAGCGAGACAGAGAGUGAGUAG